AUGUCGGAAACCACGCCGCCUCCCUCCACCAAGCGCACCGAAACUAUGGGUACGAUGGCUACCAUGGUGGGUAGCGACCCCGAAAACGCCAGUGGCGAUCAUCACGAUCUGGCCGAUAACCUCGAAGACUACUUUGUUGGUCCCCGCAACUUGGCUCACCAUUCGAAAUGGCCCAUGUUUCUCCAGCUUCACGGCAGCGUCACACCCCGGAUGAUCCUGCCGAUAGCCUUCACCGGCGCCUGGGCUACGGCUAUCAGCUGUAUCUCACAUUUUGUAUACAAUCUUGGCAUCGACUCGGUCCUUCUCACAGUUCUCGGUUUCGUCGUCGGUUUAUCUCUUUCCUUUCGUAACUCCACUGCCUAUGAGAGAUAUGCUGAGGGACGAAAGUAUUGGGCACAGCUGUCUCUCACCACGCAGAAUCUCGCUCGACUCGUCUGGGUGCACGUCGCCGAGAGGGAGGACUCAGCUGUCGACGACCUGCUCGCCAAAGUAACCUUCUGCAACAUGCUCGUCACCUUUGCCUACGCCCUUAAGCACAAGCUCCGCUUCGAACCCUUCACCCACUAUGCCGAUCUAGCGCCUCGCCUCAAGCAUCUGAACGUGCUUGCCGCAAAGGCUGAACCCCGCGACUUCUCGAACCCUUCGACGUUGCGACGAGCCGCUCGAGCUCUUGGCUUCCCCAUGGCCGAGUCCAACCCGCGAAAGCUCAUCAAGAAAUCGACCAAGCCCCUUGGAAACGUGCCGCUGGAAAUCCUCACCUACUGUUCCGAGUACUUUAAAAGCGUAAUUGAUAACGACACUUUCAAGGCGCCCAUCUACCAGACCCAAGCUCUCAACAUGCUGACGAUGAUGAACGAUGUUCUGACUGGAACCGACCGGAUCCUCAACACACCGCUCCCCAUUGCUUAUUCAAUUGCCAUCUCACAAAUCACAUGGGUGUACAUCAUAGUACUGCCCUUCCAGCUUUGGAAUCGUCUGCAUUGGGUCACCAUCCCGGCAACUAUGUUUGCGGCGUAUAUUAUACUGGGUCUUGCGCUUAUUGGCCGUGAAAUUGAGAACCCAUUUGGCGACGAUGUGAACGACUUGCCCCUUGAGGAUUUCUGCGAUCAGAUCCGUCGCGAGAUCGACGUGAUUCUGGCCAGCGGCGCACCGGGCGCAGAGGAUUUCAUCCGCAAGGACGACAACCUGCUCCUGCACCCUCUAAGUAACCACGGCUACCACUCCCUCAGGCAGAAGACGCCGGAGCAAGUAAGACAGUACCUCAAGACCAAGAUGGAGAAGGGCGUGCGCAACCUGUAA
Molecule: messenger RNA, 1299 nt
Organism: Clonostachys rhizophaga
Lineage: Eukaryota; Fungi; Ascomycota; Sordariomycetes; Hypocreales; Bionectriaceae
Source: the annotation of a GenBank genome assembly